AAAGUAGCCGACGAAGAACACGUCAGUUGAAUUGUUGGCACUACACUGGGGAGCAUUAUUUUUGUACGUAACUGAGUUCUAGAAACAUUUAAAACAAUUCGAAAGGUAUCUAACAAGCCACACGGUCUGUUUUGUAGGUUGUUGUUGUUGUUGUUGGUAAAAUGUUGCACAAAAAGACCACGUCAUGUUGGUGGUCAAUGGCUGCCGUCGCCUGUCUGCUCUUUGUGACCGCCUUCCACAUACGUGGCGUUCAAUCAGCGGCUGUAAUGUCCGUUGAUUUGGGUUCGGAAUGGAUGAAAGUUGGCAUUGUCUCACCGGGAGUACCCAUGGAAAUUGCUUUGAAUCGUGAAUCAAAACGAAAAACUCCAGUCACAUUGUCCUUCCGCAAUGGUGUGCGAUCAUUUGGUGAUGAUGCAGUAACUGAUGGCAUCAAAGAUCCAGCUUCGGCCUAUAGUUAUCUAUUGGAUUUAUUAGGAAAACAAAUUGAUAAUCCAAUUGUGGAAUUGUACAGAAAACGUUUUCCUUAUUACGAUAUCAUUCCCGAUGCCGAGCGUAAUACGGUGGUGUUUAAGAAAAGUGAUACUGAACAAUUCUCUGUCGAAGAGUUAAUAGCACAAAUUUUGGUCAAGGCCAAAGAAUUCGCCCAAGAUGCCACCAAUCAACCCAUAACGGAGUGUGUUAUAACCGUACCCGGUUAUUUUGGACAAGCCGAACGUGAGGCAUUGCUAACUGCUGCCCAGUUGGCCAAUUUGAAAGUAUUACAGUUGAUCAAUGAUUAUACUGCUGUCGCCCUCAACUAUGGUGUGUUCCAUCCUUCGGGCAUUAAUGAGACUACACAAUACUACAUUUUCUAUGAUAUGGGUGCUAGUCACACAUCAAGUGCCCUGGUGAGCUAUCAAUUGGUUAAGGACAAACAUACAAAGGAAACCAAUCCUGUUGUCCAGGUGUUGGGUGUUGGUUUCGAUCGCACUUUAGGUGGUUUGGAAGUCCAGCUGAGAUUGCGGGAUUAUUUGGCAGUCGAAUUUAAUGCCAUGAAAAAAACCAAAACAGAUGUCACCAAGUCGCCACGAGCUUUGGCCAAGUUGUUCAAGGAAGCUGGACGCUUGAAGAAUGUGCUUUCAGCAAACAAUGACCAUUAUGCGCAAAUUGAAAAUUUAAUUGAGGACCAAGAUUUCAAGCUGCAAGUGACACGCGAAAAAUUGGAAGAAAUUUGCUCGGACCUGUGGCCUAGAGUUAUCAAACCUUUGGAGCAAGCGCUUAGCAGUUCGGGCUUGACAUUAGAUGUGGUAUCUCAGGUUAUUCUAUUCGGUGGUGGCACUCGUGUUCCCAAAGUACAAGAAACCCUCAAGCAGUAUAUAAAACAAGAGUUGGGCAAAAGUUUGAAUGCUGAUGAGGCUGCCGCCAUUGGGGCUGUCUAUAAGGCAGCUGAUUUAGCCACCGGCUUUAAGGUGAAAAAAUUCGUUGUCAAGGAUGCCGUUUUAUAUCCCAUUCAAGUGACAUUUGAACGUGACCCGGGUGAGGGUGCCGAGGUGAAACAAGUGAAGCGUGUGUUAUUUGGUCUGAUGAAUGCCUACCCCCAGAAAAAGGUUAUCACUUUCAAUAAACACACCGACGAUUUUGAUUUCUUUGUCCACUAUGGCGACUUGAAUCAUCUGAGCGCAGAGGAACAAGCCUAUUUGGGUGGUUUGAAAAUCUCACGCGUGGAAUUGCAGAAAAUCAAGGAGCUUUUGGAAAAGACCAAAGAUGAGUCCGUGGAGGCUAAGGGCAUUAAGGCCUUCUUCACUCUGGAUGAUUCUGGUAUAUUCCGUUGCACCGGUGUUGAAUAUGUCUAUGAAAAACAAAAGGUGGAAACUGAAGAAGACGAUGAGGGAACUUUAGCUAAAUUGGGUAGCACCAUUAGCAAAUUAUUCUCCAAGGAUAAGGAGGAGGAAAAGAAAGAAGAGAAUAAGGAAGGCAGUAGCGGCAGUGCAAAUGAAGGCGAAGAGGCUAACAAAGAGGAAAGCACCAAGGAGACCGAAAAGAAUGAAACUAUGAAGGCCGCCGAAGCAGAGGCUAGCAAAAAGAAUGAAACCAUCAAAAUCGUCACCAUCAAGGAGCCAGUGGCCCAUACUUUGACUUUGCAGUUUACGGCUCCCUUGAGUGGCGAAGCUUAUGAAAAGGCAGCAGAAAAACUUGAUGCCAUUAAUAAGGCAGAGAAUCUUAGAAACCGUUUAGAAUCGUCCUUUAAUGCUUUGGAAUCACACAUCAUUGAUAUGCAACAAAAACUGGAGGAAGAGGAAUAUGCCUCUUGUGCCACCGAAGAGGAAAAAUCCAAAAUUCUGGCCGAAUGUUCGGCCAUGUCCGAUUGGCUAUAUGAGGACAUUGAAAAUCCCACUCCCGAAAUGUAUGAGAAUAAAUUGAAAUCUCUAAAGAAACUCACAGAUGUUUUUAUGGCCCGUCACUGGGAACAUGAUGAACGUCCCGAGGCCAUGAAAGCUCUAACGCGUAUGAUUGAGGGUGCCGAAGGUUUCCUAAAUAGUGCCAAAAAUCUCACCAAGGAAACCAAUCCAGAAAAAGAUGUUUUCACUCAGGUGGAAAUCGAUACACUCUCCAAAGUGAUUUCGGAUACAAAUGAAUGGAAGCAAACCGAAAGCCAGGCCCAGAAAAAACUAAAACGCCAUGAAAAUGUACGCCUUACCAUUAAAGAUAUCACCGCCAAAAUGUCCACCUUGGAUCGCGAAGUCAAGUAUUUGGUAACCAAAAUCAAUUUGUGGAAACCCAAAGUAAAGCCCACCCCCAAGAAAGACAAGAAGAAGGACAAGAAAGAGGGCGAUGAAGAGCAAAAAUCCGGCGAUGAAGAAGCAAGCAGCGGUGAUGAUGAGGCCGAAAAACCAAACGAACAAAGUGAGGAGCAAAAGGAGCAGCAAGUAGAGACACCCGAAGCCGAGGAAAAGAGUAGCCAAGAAACUGCACAAGACACGAGUGAGAAUACAACACCCACAGAUGAUGACCACACACCUCGAUCGGAUCUUUAAGUAGCUAACUAAAAGCAUUUGAGAUACAUGAGAAAAAAAUAUUUAAUUAUUUAAAAGACUGUGGUAUUUAAAACGUAUGUUAAAACGACAAAAACAAAAAUCAUUUAUUUAGGGACAUUCGAAUGGAUUUUUUUACAGCAUAGAGAGCAUGGAAGCUCCUAUAGUGCUCAAAAGUCCAUAAGAAUUGAUUUCUGGGAGAACCAUUCGAAUUUCUGUAAAUAAGUUAAGAGACCAAUUAUUCCAGCUCGUACAUUUAGAAAGCAAGCCAAGGCCAAUAAACAAUUUAAGAGACAUACAAAGUUGCAAAGACGACCGCGUUCACAAUACUUAAUAACCCCUUAAAAUGGAUUUAUUUGAUAAUUCUAUAAAGGAAAUCUGUCAGAUAAACCUAUUUCAAAUUUAUAUUGAGUAUUGUGAACACCGGUGUAAGCCUUUGACAGCAAAUUGUCUGGAAAACUUAAAUGGGUGUAGUAGUAUCAAAAACAAAAAACUUUUUAUAAUAUUCAAAUAUCAUAAAUUUCUUGUAUGUUCCUUAGUCAUUUCUCUUCUAUAAAUUACAUAAAUAAUGUACUUUGUAUAUGUUAUGCAGCUGGUUAUCACAAUUUGGUGUCUUAUGUUUUAAGUUCUAUUUAAUAAUUAAAAGUGAAAUACGUACAUAAUUCAUUAUUUCUACUACACUCUUACACUACGAGUGUUGUAUUUUUUUUUUAAAUAAAUAUAACAACUGGCCGAAGAAGAAGAUGAGAAAACAAAAAAACAACAAACACAUAAACCAUUCCGUCAUAAGUCUACUUCUCCCAAACUUUGCCAAUAGUAACCUAUCAAGGAAAAAGUGCUAUCCUUUAUCAAACAAAACCCCUCCCUCACAUAGCUUCUAUUGUAUUUUAAAGUUUCAAAUCCUUAAUUGUUCUCUCUUACAAGUUUGAAGUUUUUUGAUUACCAGAACCGCCCUAUCCCAAACACGCAUUCAACAAACACAUCUACACACGUAUUUCAUAAAAUGUUUUCAUCGAUUUACAAAGAAGUAUGAUAUACAUAAUUUAAAAUUAUUUAGCUUGAUUUCUUUUCUAUUUAUUUUAAGCUUAUUAAUUAGUUAAAAAAAAAGAAACAAAACAAAGAAAAUUAAAAGAAAAAAAUACACAAAAUUAAAAAAGGAAAAGCAACAACAACAACACGUAAUAAACAUCAAAAAUUGUAGAAAAACCAUAAA
Messenger RNA from Stomoxys calcitrans (stable fly), 4224 nucleotides. It is a transcript of the gene Grp170, whose product is annotated as hypoxia up-regulated protein 1. Gene Ontology annotation, biological process: negative regulation of hypoxia-induced intrinsic apoptotic signaling pathway; endoplasmic reticulum unfolded protein response; cellular response to hypoxia. Gene Ontology annotation, molecular function: ATP-dependent protein folding chaperone; ATP binding. The transcript is spliced from 3 exons. Gene Ontology annotation, cellular component: endoplasmic reticulum chaperone complex. Bases 162 to 3014 code for a protein of 950 amino acids. NCBI's taxonomy places the organism in Eukaryota, Metazoa, Arthropoda, Insecta, Diptera, Muscidae. The record is from RefSeq and is a predicted model, not a curated record.